AGUCGCUGUGGUCGCAGUCAGUCGGUCAGUUUCAGUCGUCAGGUUCGCCACUCCGGUCCGGUAGACUCGUCGCGAGAAGAAGAGAAAGCGGUUGUUGGCCAGGCGUGGAUCGUUGUGAUGGUCUGCUCUAUUAAUCGUGAACAAUGUACAAUAUUUUACGGAUUUUGGUGUUCGGAGUGCUCUUCAGCCUCGCGUACUCCACCGCGACUCGCCCAUGGUACGAAUCCUUACCCGCAGUAGCCUUAGAUUAUAAAGUUCAUAUCGAUGCCGGAAAAGAGGAUUGUUACUUUCAAUAUGUUCAUGCUGGCGCUACAUUUUACGUAAAUUUCCAGGUGAUACGCGGCGGAGAUGGAAAAGCUGGUUUUGCGGUGAGAAAUCCAGAGGGGAUAAUAGUGCAUCCGUAUCAAUGGAUCGCAAACUCUGAUUAUCAAGAUACCGCAAAAGCUUCUGGUUACUAUAGCAUUUGUAUCGAUAAUCAAUUCUCCAGAUUUGCAUGGAAAUUAGUUAAUUUGUACAUCACGGUUAUCAGAUAUGACGAAUGGGACAAAUAUACGAAGGAGUUGGAAGAACUGAACAUGUCCGUGGAGAAUUUUACGUCGGCGAUAAUUCACGUGGAGAAAAACAUCAAUGAAAUGCUUCAGACUCAAUAUCUCAGUAGGAGCAGGGAAGCUAGAGAUUUGAGCUUGUUAUUGGAUAAUAAUUUCUACGUUCAAACAUGGUCGAUCGCACAAAUAAUUAUUGCGAUAGUGACAACGACGACACAGGUGUACUUCGUAAGAAAAUUGUUUGAAGUGAAACCAUCUAGGUACUCUAGAGCAGGUAUCUAAAUCGAGUGCUCGCGUACUCGUUCUAACGUGAAACGAAAAAGAAAAGAUACGUUUAAAGGAACCAAAUCUGAUAAAUGACAUAUUUGCGAGACUAUCUCUAUCAAUACUUUUACUCCAAGAGAGUCAUCUACUUAAAGUUGAUCGUUACAGUUAUUUUCAUCAUACUUAGUACCGUCAGAAUAUCCAUUUUUCUGCUUGAAACAUAGCCUCGCGUCAAGACUGUAUCACGUUCCUCACAUCGUCCUCGGAUACUCAAAGAACGUUCCAUCGAUCACUACAUGAAAUACCUAAAUCGUUUAUUCGUUCGCUCUAUUUUUACUCAUAGGCUUUUCGUUCGAAUUAUCAGACGUAUGGAUCAACGAGACAUCAUCGGGGAACAUUUGUAAUAAUAAUAUUUAUACCAAGAUAAUAAAUCAUUACGUACUUUUGUUA
Messenger RNA from Ceratina calcarata, 1259 nucleotides. RefSeq names its product transmembrane emp24 domain-containing protein 6. Lineage: Eukaryota; Metazoa; Arthropoda; Insecta; Hymenoptera; Apidae. The transcript has 4 exons. Bases 144 to 827 code for a protein of 227 amino acids. The record is from RefSeq and is a predicted model, not a curated record.